Messenger RNA from Maylandia zebra (zebra mbuna), 1705 nucleotides. RefSeq names its product interleukin-1 family member A (gene il1fma). The record is from RefSeq and is a predicted model, not a curated record. Gene Ontology annotation, molecular function: cytokine activity. Gene Ontology annotation, biological process: cytokine-mediated signaling pathway; neutrophil activation; positive regulation of gene expression. Lineage: Eukaryota; Metazoa; Chordata; Actinopteri; Cichliformes; Cichlidae.
UUCACCGGAGUCUGUUUCAGUCAGUGGUAUAACGCUAUCUAGAGCGGACAUUGGUGCCACCAUGGACAUGAAGGAUUCUCUGGUUAAGGGCGGUGUGCUGAUUGCACACAAGAUCCAUGAGGGAAAGCAUCAAUAUGUAGUGGAGAAUGUGGUGAAGUACAAAAUGGAGAAUGAAGGAAAACUUUAUGUCAGAAAAGGAGACAAGCUUCUGCAGAUAAAUGGCAUGGACCUGAAUGAUCUUACACCUGAGGAGCUGGCAAAGAUGAUAGCUGAGGGGAGUCCAAUGCUGACAGUGUGCAAACCAGCCAAGGAAGAGGACCACACUGAGCAGACAUCCCUGACUGAAGACACUUUACAACCAGUCUCUAAAGAGCCCACACUCAUCAGCUUUAGCUGGGAGAUGACAAGGGAGGAUGACCUGGAGGGAACUGUAGUGGAGCCGCAGGAAAAAGAAAAGGAGACGGGGAAUAUUGAAGAGGAUCUUUGCCAAGCGAAAACUGAGGAGAAUGAGAUGUUUGUUGUUGAGAUGACAAAAACUAGCAUCUCUCUGGUGAGAGGCAGGGGCUGUGAUAAGACAGGAUGUUCAUUUAAUGACAUCAUCAUGGUGGCAGAAUCCAGCACGGUGACGCUCGUUCCGAGAGGAGGCGGCAGUUUCCGGCAGGAAAAGUUGUCGAAUGUUUUAAUUGAAAAUCUGGCCACUCGCCAAUACCUCCGAGGUAUCUGUUCUGAGAAGAUCGUCUAUGCUUCUCCAAAUCCAGAGAAAAUUACUAUCUACUACUACAAGUCAAGCGGUUUCAGAAGGGGUUCCAGUGGGAUGCCAGUGGUGCUAAACCUCACCGAUUCCAACUGCUUCCUCAUGUGCUGCAAGCAAGCGGACAGGGUGUUCCUUAAAGUGGAGACAUGUGAGAAGCAGAGGCUGAAGCAGAUCUCCAAGAGCGAUGAGAGUACCCUCUCCUUUGUGUUUUACAUGAAGGGUGACUCAGCGAGACGACGGAGAUUUGAGUCAGCAUUGUAUAGCGGUUGGUUCAUCAACGUUUGCAACACAGACACAGUGGGCGUGGCAACCCUGGAUGGACAUACAGUGGAUCAGUCCUUCCUCUUCAUCAUUCAAAAGUGACGGAGAGUCAUUUUCCUCUGCAUUUUCAGGACUCAGAAAAGUCAGUUACAUUUUUAAAAAAAAUUCUUGUAAAUAUUUCGUGUGACCUGGUUCAACAACACAAACCAACAUCCAUGUUUCAAAUUCUGCUGCUGCAGAAAUCCAUAGUUCUCUAACUCUUUAAGGCUAUGCCUUUACACAGCUGUCAUUCCACAUGUCCCUACCUGAGAGAUGACGUGGAAAAUGAUCUCAGACACCAACUGUAGUGUUACGCUUUCAUUUUUUACUUGCCUCAGUGACCUUACCCCAAGUGAUGAAUGGGUCAUCCUUCUUGUACCCAGGCUCUGCUUCCUCUACAGAAGGUAAGUCUGUGGGAUUGAGGAGAUCCUCAAAGUAUUCCUUCCGCCAUCUGACUUACAUCCUCAGUUGAAACUGGCAGCACCCGUACCACAAACCGCAAGUUUCUGAGUUGCCUGAAGAUUUGCUAGAAUCACUUUGAGGCUGACUGAAAGUCUUAAUGCAUGCUCUCACCAAACACAUUCAAGUUUUUGAUUCAGAGCCACACUUCUUUUUUGAAUUCAUAUUGUAUAAUCUAUAUGUUUGAUACAA